This is a messenger RNA of Peronospora matthiolae, 666 nucleotides long. NCBI's taxonomy places the organism in Eukaryota, Oomycota, Peronosporomycetes, Peronosporales, Peronosporaceae. The record is from the annotation of a GenBank genome assembly.
AUGUCUGAGAUCUUCGGACCGAGCGAUUCGUCUGAUAAAUCUUUGUCUCACGCAAGUCCAUUCAACGAUAGGACCCGUGGUGGUGGUGGUAAUGCCCCUAUGCAUCACCACGAGAGAAGUGAGUCGAGAGAUCGAGCUGCCACUGGUAUCAGUGCGCCUGCCGACUUCACUCAAGAGUCCAGGGACCGAACUGUCCUGCGCCACGCUCCUCAAUUGGAGUCUCCUUGGAUGCCAUCUUCCAAAGCGUUAGAUCGAGUGGCCGGCAUGACCAACAAACGGGAUCGAAUCCGGUUGUUUGACUGUAUUAGGAUAUGUCCUCCUGAUUCCAGCUCGGAAACUGUCCGUGCUGAGGAAGAGUUCUUCACCGAUGUGUUCUUCAAGCAUCGAUGGUACAAUGGCAACCGUGGUCGCGACGGUAAGUCCUUAGUGCAAGGAUGGAAUGCCUUCAUCCAUAACAUCGAGUGUGCCGUGAGCCCUGGCUCGGUAAACUUGAUGCAGCUUGCAUCAUGUCUGAGAAGUGUAACCCGGUCGCCGUACGAUACAAGUUGCGCCGACUGUCAAGAGAGGCAGUUACCCCGUCUCUCGUGGAGCGGUCCACGUCCAGGUUGCCUGGACAACUCGAAUCGUUUCCAUAGGGAGGCCUACCUCCCUAAUGUUCCCUACUGA